Molecule: messenger RNA, 151 nt
Organism: Saprolegnia diclina VS20
Lineage: Eukaryota; Oomycota; Saprolegniomycetes; Saprolegniales; Saprolegniaceae
Product: ATP-binding cassette, subfamily B (MDR/TAP), member 1
Exons: 1
Molecular function (GO): ATPase-coupled transmembrane transporter activity
Source: RefSeq, a predicted model, not a curated record
GACGACGAUCGUGAUUGCGCACCGCCUCUCGACGAUCCGGAACGCCGACAAGAUCUGCGUCGUGAGCGGCGGCCGCAUCGCAGAGCAAGGCACACACGACGAGCUCAUGCGUCUCAACGGCAUCUACACGCGACUUAGUUUGCAGAGAUAG